Molecule: messenger RNA, 2867 nt
Organism: Aspergillus saccharolyticus JOP 1030-1
Lineage: Eukaryota; Fungi; Ascomycota; Eurotiomycetes; Eurotiales; Aspergillaceae
Product: putative pyruvate dehydrogenase complex, dihydrolipoamide acetyltransferase component
Exons: 8
Coding region: 137-2695 (852 amino acids)
Biological process (GO): pyruvate decarboxylation to acetyl-CoA
Cellular component (GO): pyruvate dehydrogenase complex
Molecular function (GO): dihydrolipoyllysine-residue acetyltransferase activity
Source: RefSeq, a predicted model, not a curated record
UGGAGCUGCAGUCCUCAACUCCUCGAUACGGGCCUCUCAUCUCCAAGACCAGUCUCUAGGCUCUCUUCCAUCCUCCUUCUCUCACUCACUCCGUCGCGGGCUCUCUUCUCGACCUUUUUUAUAGCACUUGGGCGCCAUGGUUGCCUCUGCUGUCCGGAUGCGCACCCCCAGCGCCAUGUUUCUCUCCAAAGGCGCCCUUUCUCUGAGGCGGCCGCAGACUGUUCACAGAUUCAAGGAUCUCACUCAAUCUCAAUUGCCCUCUCUGUCCGCCCUUUCCCGCUACUAUGCCUCCAAGUCCUUCCCCCCUCACACUAUCAUCAGCAUGCCCGCUCUGUCGCCGACCAUGAACGCCGGUAACAUUGGUGCCUGGCAGAAGAAGGCCGGUGACUCUCUGUCGCCUGGUGAUGUUUUGGUGGAGAUUGAGACCGACAAGGCUCAGAUGGACUUCGAGUUCCAAGAGGAGGGUGUCUUGGCCAAGGUUCUCUCGGAGACUGGGGAGAAGGACGUUGCUGUUGGCUCUCCUAUCGCUGUUCUGGUCGAGGAGGGUACCGAUGUCUCGGCUUUCGCGGAAUUCACCCUGGAGGAUGCUGGCAGCGAGAAACCUGCUGGUGGCGCUGCGGAGAGCAAGCCCGAGUCUAAGGAGGAGUCUGCUCCGGCCUCUUCCACUCCUGAGGCUCAGCCCACUGCCAUCGAGCCCGACACCUCGGGUGAGAAGCUCCAACCUGCUCUGGACCGUGAGGCCAACAUCAGCCCUGCUGCUAAGGCUCUUGCCCUUGAGAAGGGUGUGCCUAUCAAGUCUCUGAAGGGCACUGGCCGUAAUGGCCAGAUCACCAAGGAGGAUGUUGAGAAGUACCAGCCCGCCGUUGCCGCCACCGCUGCCACCUACGAGGACGUCCCCCUUACCUCCAUGCGCAAGACUAUUGCUUCUCGCCUUCAGCAGUCUAUGCGCGAGAACCCACACUACUUCGUCUCCACUACCUUGUCCGUGACCAAGCUUCUCAAGCUUCGUCAGGCCCUCAACGCCUCCGCCGAUGGCAAGUACAAGCUUUCCGUCAAUGACUUCCUCGUCAAGGCCUGCGCUGCGGCCCUCCUGAAGGUCCCCGCUGUCAACUCCAGCUGGCGUGAGGAGAACGGCCAGGUUGUCAUCCGCCAGCACAAUACUGCCGAUAUCAGCGUUGCUGUCGCUACUCCCAACGGCCUCAUCACCCCUGUUGUCAAGAACGUCCAGGGUCUUGGCCUUGCCAGCAUUUCCAACCAGAUCAAGGAUCUCGGCAAGCGUGCUCGCGACAACAAGCUCAAGCCUGAGGAGUACCAGGGUGGUACUUUCACCAUCAGCAACAUGGGCAUGAACGCUGCCGUCGAGAGAUUCACCGCUGUCAUCAACCCCCCUCAGGCCGGUAUCCUGGCUGUUGGCACUACCCGCAAGGUUGCCGUCCCCGUCGAGACCGCCGAGGGUACUGCUGUUGAGUGGGAUGACCAGAUUGUUGUUACUGGCAGCUUCGACCACAAGGUUGUCGAUGGCGCUGUUGGUGCUGAGUGGAUCAAGGAGCUGAAGAAGGUUGUUGAGAACCCCCUUGAGCUUCUUUUUCGCGCGCCCGAUAUCAACCGGGUUUACCGUGAUGAAUCUGAGAGCACCGCCUCCCUGAUUGACGUCGACUCCCCCCACGUCCAAUCCGUGGACGCCGAUUUCCUCAACCAAGAGGUCAAGACUACGACUCAGGCCGAGCGGAUAGAGCGCGAAGAGCAGGAGAAGGAGGCUAUUGCCGAACGGGAACGGAGCGAGAAGGCGAAGGCCAAAGCCAAGGCCAAGGCUAAGGCCUCUAGUGUGCGCCGUAACAAGAGCAACCCUGUCUACAUUGGAAAUGCUGUUAUCCUGGCCAUUACUGGAGCUGGUCUUGGUUUUGGCGCUUACAAGAAGCACGCCCAGGGCAGACUGUCAUGGCAACUCGUUGGAUUGUGGUCCGGAAUCAUUGGCGCUGUCGGUGCCGUUGACUAUUUUAUCUGGUCAAUGGCAUCUCAAUCUCACUCAAUCUCAUCCAUCAUAAAUGUCACUAUGGUUUCCAGUCAAAUCGCAGCCUCUUUGGCAUCACUAUCGCGCACCAUCGACGACUAUUCUGCCCUGUCGAAGAAAGAGUUGAUCCCGGAGAAGCAAGAGAAAGCGUUUGAGCGAGUGAAAAACUUCCGUGCUGAGCUAGCGGAUUAUCGAGUACACUUCGAGCGACUACGCAAAGAGAGAGAAGAUGCACAAUCGGUAACAAACCGCAACGAGCUACUCGGUCGACGUCCGCAUAAUACCGCCACCCCUGAGAACCCCUACGCGCAAUCCUCCCUUCCCAACCCAUCACCGUUCGCCAAUCCAUCGUCGGCUCGGUCGGGACUAGGAUUCGGAGGCUCAGCGGCCGACUACACCCGGGAGACGCAUGCGCUGCGCGAACAAAGCUUCCUCGCCAAUACGAGUACUCAGCUAGAUGAGUUCCUCGAUCGGGGUCGUGCGGUUCUGGCUGAUUUGGGCCAACAGCGUGAGGUGCUCAAGGGCACGCAGCGUCGACUUUACAGUGUUGCAAACACGCUGGGAGUUAGUGGAGAGACGAUCCGCAAAGUGGAGCGGAGGGCGAAGCAGGACAAGUGGAUUUUCUGGGCUGGGGUGCUCAUAUUCUUCCUCUUUUGCUGGGCGGUACUACACUUUUUGAGGUAAGGAAAGCCUUCGUCGUGUGAGAUUGUGAUGUAUGUAUAUCUGCCAUUUGGGGCAUUACUUCUUCGCUUUGUGUGUUACCUGAGUGUUUUAAUUUGCAAGCGCCGGCGUUGGGAAGUGUAUUGGUUAAGAUAUCAAUAGCUGCUGCUAGUAGCUUUAUAUAGCAGCGAUUAUC